Molecule: messenger RNA, 1584 nt
Organism: Capsaspora owczarzaki ATCC 30864
Lineage: Eukaryota; Filasterea; Ministeriida; Capsasporidae
Product: STAM binding protein
Exons: 9
Coding region: 1-1584 (527 amino acids)
Biological process (GO): protein K63-linked deubiquitination
Cellular component (GO): membrane; endosome
Molecular function (GO): protein binding; metal-dependent deubiquitinase activity; K63-linked deubiquitinase activity
Source: RefSeq, a predicted model, not a curated record
AUGGCGACCCCUUCCGGAGCCGGCAGUGGCGUCGCGUCCGCUUCCAGCAGCAGUGGCCACAGUAGUCGUCUGAAUAGCAUCAGCAGUUUGAGUGGCAGCGACAGUGGCAUUGGCGCGGAGGUCUUUGUAGAUCCAAUCAAGUUGCUCAACCAGCGCGCUGCGGAUGUGCCACGGCCACGCAACUUUGCGCAGAUGGUCCAUGUCUUGCACAGCCUGAUGUCACAGGCCAAUGUUUACAUGUCAGAAAACCGCCUCGAGCAAGCCUACGUGCUAUUCAUGAGAUACACAAUAAUCGUUUUGGAGCUCUCACGCUCGUUUCCAGAGGCAAAGGCAUCACCCGAAAACAAGCAGAAAGCAAUGAAGUACUUUGCUGCACGGCACGAGGAAGAGCAGAAGAACUACAUUGUUCAAAAGCAGGCAGAGGCACUCGCGCGGGCCAAGCAGGAGGCAGACGACGCCAAACUGGCGCGCGAGGUGCUUUCCCAAGACGCACAGCUAUUCCGGGAAGAGCAGCGCCGAGACCGUGACUCUCGCAUGGGCACACGGCGAGAGCCCAGCGAGGCCCGUCGUUCCACCAACACGCGCUCGAUACCGGACUUUUCCGUCGUCGUGGGCAACCGACCCGUCCCACUUCCGCCAGCAGAUCCCGCCAUCUCGGGCACCUACCAACCGUCGAUAACAUCAAGCUCAGCGCCAUUAUUCCAGGAUCCCUCACAGCAAAGCCAGCCGCUUUCUCGCUCCACGAGCAUGUACGCCUUGAAUCGCCCUCCUCCCCCGAUUCCGACGACCGGGCCCAGCUUGAGUACCAGCCAAAGCCAGUUGCUUUUGCCGACGCCCUCCAUUGAUCGGAGUGCAAAGCCCUUCCUCGGCGGACAGGCAUCCGACGACCCAGACGGCGGGUCCCGCCGUUCAAGUCGCGCCCCGUCGCCAAGAAUGUCCCCUUCGCCGUCCGUGCACUCCCUCACGGAACUCACCGUACCAAUUCCGCUGCAGCCAGCUGCCAACUCUGCCGGCACGGCACCGCCACCUGUUCCCCGGAGCGCCAAGCCCACUCUGUCUGGUCAAUUUGAAAUGUUCAACGAAACGCGACUGGUGAGCGUCCCGCACGACACAAUGUCGACCUUUUUGGCUCUUGCGCAGAGCAACACUGACCGCAACCUCGAGACUUGUGGUAUCCUGGCUGGACACUUGAAAAACUCGGUGCUUUCGAUUACACACCUCAUCGUUCCCAAGCAAUCGGGCACGGCCGACUCCUGCACGACCAGCAACGAAGAAGAGCUGAUUGACUUCCAAGUCGCCGAGGACUUGAUCACCAUUGGCUGGAUUCAUUCGUGCUUCAUGUCAUCCAUCGACUUGCAUACGCACUGCUCCUAUCAGCUCAUGCUCAAGGAGUCGAUUGCUAGUCGAUUGCUAUCCAAUGCUGCGUUCGUGUUGACGCAACCACACGGUUUGGAGUACCUUCAAGGAUGUGACAAGAAAGGAUUCCAUCCUCAUAUGGAGCAUCCGCCACUUUAUGAGCAAGGUGGCCAUGUUACCUUUGACUCUCAACGAGGGGUUAAGAUUGUCGAUUUGCGCAAACUAUGA